AUGUGGAAUGAAGCUGCGGGCAGGAUAGGUGAGAAAAUGCAGUUCAAGGACGCCGACGGCAAAGAGACGACCGUCAAGUUCCUGAAGAUGAACUGCGUGGAUUUCCAGGGGAAGUGCCAGGAGGAGCGAAUUCAGGCCUUUCCGACCAUUCGCCUCUACAAACGAGAUGCGACUUUCGAGCAGUUUCAGAACAAGAGAAGCGUCGAGAACAUCAUCGAGUUCCUGACGAACACAAUCAGGAAUAGCCACCUCAUGAUUGCGCAGCACCAUGCCAUGUUCGAGCAGGGCUGCCAGGUCCAGGGCAAGCUCUACGUGGCCCGAGUGCCGGGCCACUUCAGCCUACAGGCAGAAGCCCAUGGUGACGUGAACGUGAACCCAGCGCUCACGAAUGCCCGGGACCUAAAGUUAGCCUUGACUCGGGCAAGCAUCGGCCGCGAAUUUAGCUUCCAGGAUUGA
Symbiodinium natans is the source of this 456-nucleotide messenger RNA. The record is from the annotation of a GenBank genome assembly. NCBI's taxonomy places the organism in Eukaryota, Dinophyceae, Suessiales, Symbiodiniaceae.